AUCGAGCAGAUGAAACAACGUUCGGUUCUUUGCUCAAGUGGCGCGUUAUGGUUGGCUUCUUUGCACAAACAUUUUGUUCCGGCCACUCUCUUGCUAGCGUGGUUUGAUUUGUUUGAGAGAUUUUCAGUUUGUUUAGAUGCAUUUCCAUCCAGUGUUGAAAUAGUUGAAUUGCUGUUUUAGUGAAGAACGUGUCAUGAGCUGACAUAGUAAGUGAUAGGAACUGUUUGAGUGAACGGAGUCUCGUGAAAGUGGGCAGCUUUAAUUCAAGUUAAAGAGAAAGCGGCAAUUAAGCAUAUAGAUAAUUUAAAAGCCUGACAGUGUUAUUGUUACAGCUUGAAAAGUACAUAAUUGGUUUAGGAAAAAACCAGCCGGUGUAAAGAUCUCAUCAUCCAAGUAACCGUAGCGGUAAACAGUUGUUCGAAGAGCUGCAGUACAUUCGAGCAACAGGCUGUAAUCAGUUCCAACAGUUAGCGAGUGUUUUGCAAAAAUGUCUGGUUUAAUCAAGGAAGAAAAGUUCGAACGGUUUGGACGGGUUCUGCCGGCAGAAAACUACACCACAACCGAUCCUGCCCAGCCGGUGAAGUUGCGCAUUACCAAGGAAGGAAUUUCCUCGAUGGAUCCCCUCUCGGUACCAGAUCUGAUGAAUCGAACCGUACGUGACUUUCCCGAUCAUCCGGCCAUGAUGUACAAGAAUGAUCAGAAACAAUGGCAGAGCAUCACGUACAGGGAGUACAAGGAGCGAGUAGAUAAGAUGGCCAAAGUGUUCAUCAAACUUGGUCUGGAGGAGCAUCAUACCGUCAGCGUUCUGGCAUUCAACAGUCCCGAGUGGUUCAUCUCUGAGCUGGCUGCCAUUCAUGCCGGUGGUAUUAUCACCGGUGUGUACACGACGAAUUCGGCCGAAUCGACACAGCACGUGCUGGAGAGUUCCCGCACCAAUAUUGUGAUUGUAGACGAUGCCAAGCAGAUGGAGAAAGUCCAUUCAAUCAAAGGCAACCUACCACAUCUGAAGGCCGUCAUCCAAACGCUGGGCCCGUAUGCGCCGUACGUGAAGAAGGAAGACGGAUACUACCGGUGGUCUGAGGUGGAAGAGAUGAACACCGAUGAUGUGGAGGAGGAAUACAAGGCCCGUCUGGCAAAUUUGGCCAUCAACCGUUGCUGCUGUCUGGUCUAUACGUCUGGAACCGUUGGAAAUCCAAAGGGAGUGAUGCUGUCGCACGACAGUUUGACCUGGGAUUCGUACACGAUUGGAAAACGUCUAGACCAGAUCCAGACCGGGGAGGAAGUGUUAGUUUCUUUCCUUCCAUUGAGUCACAUUGCGGCCCAGAUUGUGGAUAUUUUCUUGGCGAUGCAGUUCGCUUGCACCGUGUACUUUGCCGAUCGGGACGCCAUGAAGGGCACUUUGAUCACCACACUGCAGGAAGCAAAACCAACCAGAAUGCUGGGUGUUCCACGGGUGUAUGAAAAAAUCUAUGAAAAAAUGAUGGCGAUUGGAUCGCAGAGUGGUGCUGUGAAAAAGAUGAUUUCCGGUUGGGCUAAAAGCGUUACGCUGCAGCACUAUAUGGACAUGAUUGAGGGUAAGCCGACCAACUCGUGGCAAUAUCGACUGGUGCGCAAUUAUCUGCUGUCGAAAGUGAAGGAUGCUUUGGGUUUCAGUCGAGCCUCCACACUUGUCUCCGGUGCCGCUCCGAUGGAUCCCGAGGUGAAGAAGUAUUUCAUGAGCCUUGAUCUGCCGAUCAUGGAUGCGUUCGGAAUGUCGGAAACAUCCGGUGCCCAUACACUGACUGCACCCGAUAGCUAUAACUUUUCGACUAUCGGCAAAACUCUUGGUGGUUGCGAGACCCGUAUCGAUAAACCCGAUCCGAAUGGGCAUGGUGAGCUGUGCUUCCGGGGACGAAACAUCCUGAUGGGAUACGUUGGGGAGGAAGAGAAAACCAAAGAUGCUCUUGACGAAGAUGGAUGGUUGCACUCCGGAGAUAUCGGAUACAUUGACGAACAGGGUUACGUGUACAUAACCGGACGAAUUAAAGAACUGAUAAUUACGGCUGGUGGUGAAAAUGUUCCACCGGUGCACGUGGAAAAUUUGGUUAAAAACGAGUUGUUGCAGGUUAGCAACGCCUUUCUGGUUGGUGAUAAACGUAAAUUCUUGACCAUGCUGAUUACGUUGAAGACAGUUAUCAAUCUAGACUCGGGCGAACCAAAGGAUGACCUCACUUCGGAAACCAUCGCGUGGUGCAAGGGCCUUGGUGUGGACUAUACCAAACUGAGUGAGAUUAUUGCUGCUGGACCUUGUCCGAAGGUAUUGCAAGCAAUCCAGGACGGUAUCGAUAAGGCCAACAAAAAGGCUAUUUCCAAUGCUCAAAAAAUCCAGAAAUUUGCUUUACUUCCGGUUGAAUUUUCGGUACCCGGCGGUGAGCUUGGUCCAACUCUGAAAGUGAAACGCAACGUUGUACUGGAAAAGUACAAGGAUAUCGUUGAGAAGUUCUAUGCCUAACACUAGACAUACCCAUUCCCCACUUACUGUCUGCGCCUGUGUUCGGGCGCAUGGAUGCUAUGUAAUUGUUAGCGAAAGUUACUGUUUGUUAUUAUUAUUUUUUGUUGUUUAUCGUUAGAGAUCGUUGCAGUCUUGUUCACGUACUUGUUCGAUCAAUUAGUUGAGCUAUUGAAGAAAAAAAAACCAUAACCAAACGCAAUCACACAAGGGACUUAAAGACACUCGUUAGGCGACGGCAGGAUGACGAUAUUACUUAGACUCAAUGAGUUCCUGCGGAAGGGAGGCCCCGAGUCGAGAAUGAAGGUCCUAUAGAUUCCAGCUUUUAGAUUGUAAUAAUUACCUCAUUAGAGCCAUGUUAGGGUUUUCUAGCGUGAUGAGUUCGACCGAGCGUCGUAAGUGAUAAAAAAAAAACAAAAACGAAGACCUACCGGUAGCAGAGAAGAGUAGCUGUUAAUUGAAUAAAAUCAAUUUUGUUAUAA
Malaya genurostris is the source of this 2970-nucleotide messenger RNA. RefSeq names its product very long-chain-fatty-acid--CoA ligase bubblegum (gene bgm). Gene Ontology annotation, molecular function: long-chain fatty acid-CoA ligase activity. The transcript has 10 exons. Gene Ontology annotation, cellular component: membrane; endoplasmic reticulum. The coding region runs from base 488 to 2491 and encodes 667 amino acids. The record is from RefSeq and is a predicted model, not a curated record. Lineage: Eukaryota; Metazoa; Arthropoda; Insecta; Diptera; Culicidae.